Blastomyces dermatitidis ER-3 is the source of this 835-nucleotide messenger RNA. RefSeq lists its product as uncharacterized. The record is from RefSeq and is a predicted model, not a curated record. Bases 119 to 835 code for a protein of 238 amino acids. The transcript is spliced from 3 exons. NCBI's taxonomy places the organism in Eukaryota, Fungi, Ascomycota, Eurotiomycetes, Onygenales, Ajellomycetaceae.
CUCACCAGCGCCGAUUCAAACUCUAGAGGUGAAAGGAGUUUGGGACGAAAUGGCUGGAUGACUAAGGUAGUAAUUGAAGUGAAGAGGAAGAACGAGGUUUCGAACAUACCCGUAAGAAAUGGUUGCACGAAGACUCUCACAGAACCGCUCUGGCCUGGGAUCGGAUAAAAUGAGAUUAGAGAGAGCCGAAGACAAAGUAAAAGAUGCAAAUGUUAAGACAUAUGGAAAAUGUCGAAUAAGAAUUAAUGUAGUGAACAAGGUGAAGCUCUUGAGGCAGGAGAAGAGGGAAAAUCCCAGAAUGACAGAAGACAUGCUACUCGACGCACAUCGAAGGCACGAUGUCUUUCUUACCCCGUGUAGCAGAAGUGCAUGUGAUAGGGGAUUUAUGAAUACACUAGGCAGGAAACGGAGUAGCAGCGGAGAAGAAGUAGAUGAGAGCUUGAAGAUGUGGCAGUGUGCUGACGAUGAAGAUGAAACCGGACUGAGGCUCAAGCGAUGUGAGGUUGAUUUAGGCAGUUUCCUGUUCGGGCAUGAGGCCCUGGAAAGGAAUAGCGUGGUGCCAGGCUGGCUUGAAAAGGAAAUCCCGGAGCAGAUCCUAGACGGGGUGGUGAAUGUUGGAAAGGGAAAUAAAUACUUGACACACAUGCCCAUAAGUAGAGUACAUAGGGAAUGUACAUGUAACUAUGUCCCUGUAUCAAUUUAUCAAAAGGGGUCGAGGCAAGCAGAGGUCGGAACAAGAGAGCUCACACUUUUUAUCCGUGGUGGCUUUUGCCCCGCUCAGUUAAACAUACCCCGCCGUUGGGAUCCCGUUCUCACUGUCUACAUUCAUCGUUAA